AUGAGUACACGAAGAAAUAGCGUUCCCAAGCAUCAGCGAACUGAGAAAUUUUGUGGUGAAGGGCCAAAUUGGAUCCUAAUUGCAGGGGGUGCUUUGUUAAGCACAUUGUCCAUUCGCUUUGGGUACAAGCUUAAACAGUCCCUUGAUUUGAAACCUCAACCGUGUGGCUCUUCUGGAUCAAAAGCCAAUGGAACAUGUGAGAGGAAAAAAUCUAUAGGUUGUUGUUGCUCGCACUCCAACACAUCUUCCUGUGCACAUAAUAAUGAUUAUUGUUGCUUCUGCUCCAUUCCAGGAACUGAGAACGUGGAGGGAAAAGAGGUGGCAAAUGAGCAAAUUGUAUCUGCAUCUGACACUUCACUGCCACUUGUGACGGUUCCUGCUCCAUCAUUUAGCAAAGAGAACGGAGUCAUGUGGACAUCUUCUCCUGAUCGCCUGGAACUGCCCCCAAAACCAUACAAUCACCAUUCGACCUGCUCAGAUUCUCCUUGUGUAUCUGAAACGAGCUCAGACAUCUUCAGCAAACGAGAAGUAAUACAAAAACUGAGGCAACAGCUGAAGAGACGUGACGACAUGAUACUGGAAAUGCAAGAACAGAUUAUAGAGCAGCAAAACUCGCGUAAUGCACAGAUGGCACACUCAAGCCAUCUCCAGGAACAGCUAGACGCAAUGAACAGAGAUCUGUUUGAAUCAGAAAGAGAAGUUCAGAGACUGAGAAAAGCGAUCGCUGAUCACAGCGUGGGAUACGCAGGUAGCAAUGGCAAGACAUCUCCUGUUGCACCUUGGAAUGGCCAUGUGAACGGGUUCAGGGACAGCGAAAGCAACUAUGAGACAACGGAAAAGGGGGUAAGGGACGGAGAAAGAAUAGAGAUGUUGAGAAAGGAAGUGGGUGAGCUUAAAGAGGUGAUAGAUGGGAAAGAGUAUCUGCUUAGGAGCUAUAAAGAGCAGAAAAUGGAGCUUUCAGAGAAGAUCAAAGAGUUGCAGCAGAGAUUGGAUUCACAGCUCCCAAACAUAUUGUAG
Messenger RNA from Arabis nemorensis, 1017 nucleotides. Lineage: Eukaryota; Viridiplantae; Streptophyta; Magnoliopsida; Brassicales; Brassicaceae. The record is from the annotation of a GenBank genome assembly.